Messenger RNA from Magallana angulata, 3373 nucleotides. RefSeq lists its product as uncharacterized. The record is from RefSeq and is a predicted model, not a curated record. The transcript has 14 exons. Lineage: Eukaryota; Metazoa; Mollusca; Bivalvia; Ostreida; Ostreidae. Bases 117 to 2027 code for a protein of 636 amino acids.
ACCUUUGUAUUUAUUUUGUUGUAUAAAACAAGCACUGGCACGUACGUAUUGCGGAAGUUUUUUAAAUGGAAUAUUCUUGGUAAUAUCCACACAGUCACUGGAAGCAAUGGCUUCAGAUGAUCAAGAGAGUUCGCUCAUACCAUAGUGUGUUCAACUUCAGUUUCACCAUUCACAGAGCGUUCAGCGUUCGCUCACGCUCAACGUCAGAAGAAAGCUUUGUGAAUUGGAUUGAGAGGUCCUUUAAGCACCUUAACGUAGUCGUCGAGUCCCAGUUAAUAGAUAACAUCGACAUGGAUUGGCCAGAAGUACCAGUGGAAAGCGGCUAUCGGGAUAUCAUCAAGCAGAAAAUUGAAAAUCUUUCUAAAAAUUGGAAAGAUUACUUGGAGCGUUGUACAGCAGAAGUAGUAGUACUUUUAAACGAAGGAUUGGAACAAACCUGUAAACUCGCUAAGAAAGAAUCGAGGAAAGCCAGUUUUAAAUGUUUUAAAGAUCCGUUGAGAGAAAUCAACAACGAAUACAUCAAGAAAGUAGGCAUCAUCUGGGAUUUCAUAUCCGCCAAAAUACCUCUUGAAGGUGAAGAAAAUGAGUCAGAAAGAUUGGUUACCGAUAUUAGUGAAGCACCCAAGAUGAAACCUGAAAGCGGAGGACAAUGCAAUUGUGAUCCAAUGGAAUGGAUGGUUUCUUUCUUGGAGUACUUGACAAACGUCUGCGCGACGAAGUCUGUAGUAAACACUUUAUCAUCUUUUCACGACUCCUGGCCGAUUAUCCCUCCAAAUUUGCAAACAGUGAUUGGUCCACUUGCUACGAAUAUAAAAUAUAACUGGAAUUUUAUGCGGAAAAGUUUUCUGAAGGAAGAGGAUUUAUCAUUGGUGAAUUGGAUAGAUAUUCUGCACGAUUCUACAAAGGUUUCUUUCAAAGGUUCCAAGAAAGCUAAGAAAUUCCAAGAACUCCAAGUAUAUAUAUUAAACGAGAAACGAAAAACAUCAGAUCAAGAAUAUUGUAGAAUUGUUAAAGACCAUUAUGUGAAAAACAUUGAAUUCAAAGCAGAGACGAUGGAUAUUGUUGAGAAAUUUCUCCGAUCAGACAUUGAAUGUAAAGACAUAGAACCCCCGGCCUCGAUACAUGAAUGUCAAGAAGAGGACAAAAAGUCCAAACUUCAAUGGUUCAAUGAUAUAAAACGAAGACUUCACGAUUUGGGAAGGAAAGAAACAAAAGAGACGAAAACUUCUAGAAAGCGCAUUCAAGAACUGGAACAAGAUCGCGAGGAGUUACUAAACAGAUUAAGUAAACUUGCUGGUGCAAAGUUGAAAGAUAAUAAUCCGAACAUCACAGAUUUGUCUGACCCAAACAGACCAAUGAAAAUCAUCGAACACUUUAAUGAGAUUUAUGAUAAAGAAUGGACCUCAUCGUUGGAUAUUCUUUGUAAUGAGUGCAAAAUGGAAGAGAAUGACGCUAUUCAAACACUGUUAGAGACAGUCAAAGACUGUUACAACUAUUGUGUCUCCACUGCUGACAAUAACAUUGCUUCGUUUUUGAUGUGCCGAACCUCUGAAAUACAGAAGCUGCAGAACACAUAUUUCAAAAAUGGGGAAAUGCAUCAACUGCAUGAAAUGAGGAAAGCGAUUGCAGAAUAUUCUUCAAAAAGGGUACAAAAGGAUUACUUCAUUGAAAAGAAUUGGCUAGAUAAAGAGGCUGAGGACGGUAGUGAAGGUAGCUGUGAAGAAGAGAAAGGGAAACGCAAAGCAGCAACAUACGGAAAGGUGUAUUAUAAUAAAAGAAAAGACCACCUAACAAACUAUACCUGCAAAUGCCUGGAAAUUUGUUGGUACAUGGCUAUUCAGAGUCCUCCAGUUUAUCUAGAUUUCAGCUACAAGAAAGGAAAUUGCUUUAACAAGUCUGUGCUUAAACAUUACACAAGAGAUGGUAAAAUCAUUGAUUUUCUCGUUUGGCCGGCAACCUAUCUUGAAAAAGGAGGGGCAUUGCUCGGAAAAGGGGUUGCACAGCCUGAGUCAAAAGCAUCAACAUAAGACGCAUGGGAUCAAGAUUUUUCUGCACCAAACUAUACUUAUGAUGACAUAAUCAAAAAUUGAUAAACAAUAUCCUAUCUCUAUGUGGUGCCAGCCUUCACCCAUGUUCAUAAUAAAAGCGGUAUCAAGAAAAGAUUCUAGUAAGAUCAUAUCUGAACACUUGGUAUCAGGGUAAAUGUACAUGUAAAUUGCUAUAUACUUGUUCACUGCAAUUUGAACCGGUGUCAAUGGAAACCCUAAAGUGACUUAAUAUAUAUAGACUCGAUUUGAGCUCGAAGCCCUUUUCAAAAUUUAUAACUCCAUCUUAAUUAUCUAUAAUGGUAAAUAUGGAUGUUUACAGUGUUAUGUCAAAAUGAGAAGUGAAAUAUCGAGUUACAAGCGAAUUACAGAGGUCAGACUUCUUUUUUUUUAUAACAAAGCUCAAGUCCUGUUAAUGUUUACAUAUGUGUUAUAUUAGAUGAUAUCCCGCGCAAGCGCGGGAAUUAACCAUUUAUUCCAACGUGUCGCGGUAUAAAAAAGGUUUGCUAUUGUCAUAUUUUAAACGAACCAAAGUCGUCAUCCAAAGUAUCUGCCCGGUUGAUUACAUGUACCUCGCCGUACUGUUUCGGCCAUGAUGUAAAUUAGUCAACCCGCGUUUUUUUUCUGCACCCCGUUCUCUUAAGUUUUAUCCAAAGCUAAAAUCGCGCUUUCAAGAAACGAAUUGGUUCAUUUUAUUUAUUCAACAUUUGUCAAAUCUCAAUUUCUAUGUAGACCAUUACGUAAUCAUUGACAACAUUAUUUCAUUAUUUCAAAGUAUAUAUUUUGAUGCAAAUUCCUACUGACUUGGAUCCGCCAAAGCGUGUCCACCUUUGCAAUUUGGGGCUGGUUUAUCGUAAAUGAUAGUAGUUUCUAAUUCAUUUUACAAUAAUUACUUAUCAGGUAAAAUUCAAUUUUUACUUACGGAUAUCAACUCAAAUGUGUUGAAAUACUAAAGGUGUAAGCAGUUAUUCUGGCACAGGGAUUUCGUAGUUUAUUGGAAAAAUGUCUGAAUCUUUAAGUAGUUUCAAUCUAAUGUCGCUAUUUGCUGUUGAUGAAAUAGCUUAUGAGCACAUUGAAUCACUUUAUUUUGCUUGCCACAAGUGUCAAAGAAAGUGCCCUUUCUUUCUGUUGUCAUGUUGUAAAUUUUGUAUUUACUGCCACCCGGUAAAUUCAAAAUUUACAGCAUGACAUAAGACUCGAUCGAGUUUUGUUUGCAUAACAACGACUUCUUUCGCUGUAUCUCGCUUGUAACGACUUCUAACAUUCAAAUUUUGAUAAGUCAUUCAAAAUACACAAGUUAAUUUCACAAUAAAUACUUAUCAUGUAAA